Messenger RNA from Effrenium voratum, 1524 nucleotides. The record is from the annotation of a GenBank genome assembly. NCBI's taxonomy places the organism in Eukaryota, Dinophyceae, Suessiales, Symbiodiniaceae.
AGCAAUGCUCGGCUAGCGUUGGCAGCUUUGCAGGUGUCCGGGCUAUUCAAUGGUACAAGCUCUUUUGCGACCUUGCCAGCCAUUGCGAGUGCACACGGGCUCGGCCUCUCAAACCGUUGCCACUUUGGCUAUUGCUACUAGCCGGUCCGCGCUGGAUUCUUGUAUCUUCUGAGUACAAGACCAGCGGAAUGAAGUCCUUUCUCGUGGCUUUGCUGGCAGUGGCAGUUGCGCCUGCCACUAGCCAUCUCUUCUUGGAAGUGCACAACCACAAGCUCACGAGGGAGGCUGCUGAUCCAGCUCCGCCAACACCAGAAGCAGGACCACAGGCGCUGCCACAGAAGCCCUUCUUUGGGGCACAGGAGCUCGUCCUCUUUGUCAUUGCGCCUGGUUCAGCUCUGCUGGGCCUGGCGUUUGUCAUCUUCAUCCGCUCCUUAGAGGCUCGGCAAGUCGACACCACCAACCACAAUGCGGGUGAGUGGCAUCAGGACCAGGAGGUGGUGGAGCGAGAGCCUGAGAGCCUUGAUGAGGACGUAUAUGGGGCCGGCAUUGCAGCACUGGUGCGCGACUCCUACAGCUUGGUGGAUGGCAAGGGUGAUUUGGUGCUGCGGGUCUCCCGCUUGAUGAGCAGCUUCCUGCUGAUGGCCUUUGUUGUGUGUUUGCAGAUCUUUGUGAUAUUGCAGAUGCAGGCAUUGGUUGCCAGCAGAGCUGUGACGGAGAUCCGGCAGAUCUACGGGAGAUACGAAUUCGUCAUGUACGGUGCGGAUGUGACCCACAACUAUCUCACCCCGAACGGCUUCCCUCGCGGGCUUGACCAGAAGUACUUCGAGUCGGCCAACUUUGCUCGUUUGACGGACGACGAAAAGGAUUUGGCAUGUAACAUCCCGUUCUCGCAAAUGCAGAUCUUGGUCCCCAUCCUUUUCAUUUGGACGCUUACGAUAGUGGCUGAUUUGCGUCGUUGCGGAGACCUCUUUGUGCGCCUGAUCCUUGCCACGCCUACCAUUGGCAGCAUGAAGGACGCAGUGGUGGAAGGCGAUGGCGAGUGUGAGAUUGUCGCCGGCCUCACCAAGGAAGUCAAAGGUUUGCUGAUGUUUACUUGCAUGAUCCCACGUUGGAUCAUUGACGUGUACCUCCUUUGGCUGGGAUGCCGCUGGCUUUGCGCAACGCCGAACUUCGGCGACCUCUUGCUCAAUUCUGUUGCCUUGGAGUUCAUUGUGCUGCUCAAGGACACUCUCUUCAUAGGUGUGGUGCCAGACCGCAACAAACGCGCAACACAGAGCACAUUGAUCCAACCCUGGCAGAGGAUGGAGCCAGCCAACUACCGUGUUUUUCUUUCAGCAUUCCUUCUGAUGCUGGUGUCCUUCAGCUGGGUCUACUACUACAUCUAUCGCUUCCAGGCCGUCCUUCCUGACUACAAGUGGGACGUCCACGCGGUCUGCCAGAGCUACAUCAGGUCCAUUACCUCUGGCAAAGCGAGGUGAAGUUAGAUGUCAAGAUGCAGUUGGUGAGAAACGUCUGGAGUCAGAA